AUGGACACGGACAAGUGGUGUCCAGAUAUGCUAAUCCCCACAAUAGCUAUUCUUGCUAUAAUCUUUGUAAUGGGCGGAGUUGGCAACAUUUGCAUUUGUCUGGUUAUUAUUAGAACCAAAUCUUUGCACACACGCGCCAACUACUUCUUGUUUGGUCUUGCUUGCUCGGAUAUGCUCCUUCUUUUUUUGGCCUGCCCACUGCAAAUAUAUCUCUUUAUCAACUGCUACACCAGUAAUAACAACUUUGUGUGCAAGUUGUAUAACUACGUAAAGGAUGCAUAUGGUGUUACUUCAGUGUUCAUCAUAUGUGCUUUCACAGCGGAGCGGAGGCUGGCUGUAUGUCAUCUUUUACGAAUGAAUGAACUGAGGAAUUUAUUUUGUGCGUUCGCAUCUGUUAGCACUGUCGCUCUGUUAAUCGUCACUGGUUUGAGAAUGGGUGCUGUAUUGGGUGGAGAAAUGAAUUCUACUUUUUAUGAUUACGCUCGCUUCUCUGCAAACACGAGCACGUCUUCUCUCUCUGACAAUUACCAAUCAAUUCUUGAGAAAACGACUAAAUGCGCUCACCGAUUAUUGAUGCGAGGAUCUUAG
Molecule: messenger RNA, 588 nt
Organism: Cylicocyclus nassatus
Lineage: Eukaryota; Metazoa; Nematoda; Chromadorea; Rhabditida; Strongylidae
Source: the annotation of a GenBank genome assembly